Messenger RNA from Phyllopteryx taeniolatus (common seadragon), 5029 nucleotides. RefSeq names its product UDP-N-acetyl-alpha-D-galactosamine:polypeptide N-acetylgalactosaminyltransferase 2 (gene galnt2). Bases 409 to 2115 code for a protein of 568 amino acids. The record is from RefSeq and is a predicted model, not a curated record. The transcript has 16 exons. NCBI's taxonomy places the organism in Eukaryota, Metazoa, Chordata, Actinopteri, Syngnathiformes, Syngnathidae. Gene Ontology annotation, cellular component: Golgi apparatus.
CUCAGAGUACAGCAGACAGCCUGUAGCGCGAACACACCGUCGUUGCUUGGCUCCAAGAGCUCCAACUAAAACGCUCACUGCAACCAUUGACUUCAACAUUAUCUUUUCCACUCGACUUUAGCACGGUUUGCCCUUCGACUCGCUAGCGGCACCGAGCCCUCCUCCACAACUGCGUUAUCCGAUGUUUGAUUGGAUUACAGCGGGUUAGCCUUUGCCCUCUAACCUUGGUUGCUGAAAUUUGGCUAGCUGCUUCCUGCUCCCCUCCCCGGAGGACCGAGGACCCAGCGGCGAAGCGCCCUUCGCGGAUACGACAAACCGGGACGACCCGCCGCCGUCACCAUCACUAUCACGAGAAGCCCGAGCAGAGCCACCGAGUACUCGGCAGGCGGAAGAGACGAGGAGACAACCAUGCGGAGGAAAUCGAGGAUAUUGUUAUGUUUUGCGGUACUGUGGGUGCUGGGGAUAGCCUACUACUUCUACUCGGGGACGUCGUUGGGGCGAAAGGAUGACUGGGACUCCAGUGACUCCUCCGGCCGAAACAAAGCUCAGAACUCUGACGACAAGACUCACGGUCUGGAGGUUCUGCCGCCCGGUAAGGUCCGUUGGCAGGACUUCGACCAGGAUCUGUAUGUUGGAGCAACAGUGGUUCGACCAGGUCAGGACCCAUAUGCCAGAAACAAGUUCAAUCAGGUGGAGAGUGAUAAGCUCCGUAUGGACAGAGCUGUGCCCGAUACCAGACAUGACCAUUGCAGACAUAAGCAAUGGAAGUCAGACCUGCCAGCUUCGAGCGUGGUCAUCACCUUCCACAAUGAAGCACGCUCUGCUCUGCUGCGCACCAUUGUCAGCGUCUUGAAGAAAAGUCCAGCUCACUUGGUCAAAGAGAUCAUCUUGGUUGAUGACUACAGUGAUAAUCCAGAGGAUGGAGCGCUGCUGGGCAAGAUCGAGAAAGUCCGCGUGCUGCGAAACGACCGAAGAGAAGGACUGAUGCGCUCGAGGGUUCGUGGUGCAGAUGCUGCCACGGCGCCCGUCCUCACCUUCUUAGACUCCCACUGUGAAUGUAAUGACCACUGGCUUGAGCCGCUCCUGGAGAGAGUAGCUGAGGAUAAGACCAGAGUGGUUUCUCCCAUAAUUGAUGUCAUUAACAUGGACAACUUCCAGUAUGUAGGAGCUUCGGCUGAUCUCAAAGGAGGUUUCGACUGGAAUUUGGUGUUUAAAUGGGAUUACAUGACCCUUGACCAGAGACGAGCAAGACAGAGCAACCCCAUCGCCCCCAUAAAGACUCCCAUGAUAGCAGGAGGUCUGUUUGUCAUGGAUAAGGAAUACUUUGAGCUUUUGGGGAAAUAUGACAUGAUGAUGGAUGUUUGGGGAGGAGAAAACCUGGAGAUCUCAUUUCGUGUGUGGCAGUGUGGCGGAAGUCUGGAAAUCAUCCCGUGCAGCCGAGUCGGACAUGUCUUCAGGAAACAACAUCCCUAUACCUUCCCUGGUGGCAGCGGCACUGUCUUUGCAAGGAACACCAGGAGAGCUGCUGAGGUGUGGAUGGACGAGUUUAAAAACUUCUACUACGCCGCCGUUCCCUCAGCGAGAAAUGUGCCGUAUGGAAAUAUCCAGAGUCGUUUGGAUAUGAAGAAGCGUUUAGCCUGUAAGCCCUUUAAAUGGUACCUGGAGAAUGUCUACCCUGAGCUGCGCGUACCAGACCACCAGGACAUCGCCUUCGGAGCCUUACAGCAGGGAGGAAACUGCCUUGACACACUGGGACAUUUUGCUGAUGGUGUGGUGGGCGUUUACGAGUGCCACAACGCCGGCGGAAACCAGGUAGCGUUACCACGGCAACACACGCAGGAAUGGGCCCUGACUAAGGAUAAGUCAGUCAAACACAUGGAUUUGUGUCUGACUGUGGUGGACAGAACGGCCGGCUCCCUCAUCAAACUGCAGGGCUGUCGAGACAAUGACACCAGACAGAAGUGGGAGCAGAUUGAGUCCAACUCGAAGCUCCGUCACGUGGGCAGUAACCUGUGUCUGGACAGCCGCAGUGCCCGCAUGGGCGGUCUCACUGUGGAAGGGUGCAGCCCCAACCUGAGCCAGCAGUGGAAGUUCACCCUAAAUUUACAAUCCUAGGGGACAACAGACAUCAUGCUCUGCUAAGAACAUUACGCACCGACUGACUUUAAGAAGUAGAAGCUGUCAACUGGAGGAGAAAGACAAACAUGAUGGAUUAAUGAGUCCCUCUUGCUCCUCCGCAGGCUUCUGAGGUCAUUUCAACACCACCACUCCCCCCCUCCAACAUACAGACUGGCGGAGGGCCUUGUAGAACUUAAACAGGAAACUGACAAUAUUUAGUGGGAGGACCAGUGCUGGUGACGCUGAUGACGUGAUGAGGGGGAUAAAAGCGAUGAAGGCGGCUUUCCAUCCAAAUACUACAUACCUCAGUGUUUUUCUCAUUGACGGUUCGGGAGGCAAAAUAACGUCGGAAUUCUUUGAGUCGUUUUCUUGAAUGUUGGUAAAAUUUAACUCUUUCGUGUUUUUAUUUUGUAAUUAUUUUCUUUUGAAUAUUUUAAUUCCUGUUAAUUAGCGGAGGUUUGAAGGAGGGUUUUUGUUUUUUUUGGUUUGUUUUUAAGAACUUUUCCAAAACAAAAAUGAACCUUUCCGAACCGACCCAGAACUGUUGAAUUGGAGGAAAACAACUUUUUCGUUGUUUUUUCCCCCUUGUGUUGAAUCUCAUCGGUUUACAGGAUCGGCAGAGAUGAGGUGGAGAAAAAUAACAUUUUCUACUAAUCUUUUUCCCCCCCACAAAAGUUGAAGCGGAGAUUUCCCACACCAGGCAGCGAAGCUCUGGGGGAAUUCUCGGAGAACAUAGAGUACCACAUUGAGGAGUUGUGCUCUCUCCUCAGGCUGUAGCACUGGCUGCUGCACUUUAGCAUUCUUCUUUUUGUCUUUAAAGCAACAACACACACCACAAAGCUCUUAGCAGCCAUGUUUUUGUUUGUUUGUUUACUUAUUUCUCUCUUCAGCAAAUUGAAAAAAACCUGCAAGGACAAUGAACUCUAGAAGAUUGAUGUCUUUUCUUUACUCUUGCUGCUUUUCAGCUACUCCCUCGGGAGUGCCUCAGUUUUAUACAACUUCUGUUUGCUUUGUGAUUUUAUUUUGCUCAGCGCAUUGAACUGAAUUUGUGUUAUUUACUGUUGCAGCGGUUUCUCUCUAGAGGUAACAGGAAUAAAUAGUGGAACUUCUAUUAUCACCACCAACUCCUAUUAGUUUUUCUGUUAUACUGUAGCUCUGAUGUGAAGCACCACACUUGGUAGCAUGUGUUUGUGCAAUUUAUUUAUUGUAUCCCACUGUGGGCACUCAUUCGGAGUCACAUCCACCGCUCCAUACAGUACAUAUUAAGGGAAAGGAACACAGGUUAUGUUAUUGUUAUUUGGACCGUGUUCAGAUUGUGCAUGUUUGCCACAGAACUGUCGUUCUCAAGAUGGUACAAACAUUGAAUUUCAUUUUGUAUUACAUAAUGACAUAGUUAUUCAGUGUCAUUCAAAAGAAUGUUAAGAUUUGUUUGGCCUGAAUGUAAUUUUUUUUAAACAAUUUUUUGUGCUAGAUAUUAUUGCUGUCCAAUGACAUCUGAAAGGAUUCAAUUAAGAACACAAACAACGUUGGCACGAAAAGCAAACACAACUAUAAUAUACUGUAUGUGUGUUUAAGGUUUUCCAUUUUUUUUGUGGACUUGUCCAGAACAUCUUCAACUGAACGUGGCCAUUUGUGUUCCUCUCAACUUGUAACAAUGUAUAACGAGUUUCCGCAAAGCACGCCAUGUCAUCAGUGUAUUUAAUUUUUACAUUGAAAUAUUGUAUUGUUAAAGGGAAGAUUUUGCAAUUUUGUCAGAAAAAAAAUCACUUUUAGUCAUAUUUGUUCAAACUAAUUAGGACUUUACGGUAGUAUGUUAGAAAUAUAAUCUAUGAACAAAUAAGCCGUCUCUGGCUGCAUCCUGUGCUUCUAAUUUAAUAUAUAAGAAAUCACCGCUCCUGAGGAAAAACAACCAAUCAGAGACAAGCCGUGACCUUUGAGAUGUCACUCAUUUGUCACUUGCUCAUGGGCAUACUACGCAAACAUCCUCACGCUGACUUGUGACUUUGUUAACCCAGAAAAACACCAUAUUCCUAAUUGUAACCCUAAAUGUUAGGUUUAGAGUUUUUGCGGGGAUGUGCCCACGAUGUGUGCGCCGACGGGUGUGUAACAAACGAUUGACACCGAAGUCACACCUCCUGUCUCUGAUUAGUUGUUUUUCCUCAUGAACUGUGGUUUCUUGUUGGACACAAAAUAGGACCAGAAAUUAUUCAUAGAUCUUAUUUAUCAUGUACUACUGUCAAGUCAUAACGACUGUUUUGCCAAAUAUGUCCAAAAAAAAUGCAAACUCUAUUUAAUUUAUAAUUGAUUUAGCCUCCUGAUUUUGUGCUGCACACAUCUGAUGCAGUUCACCAGGAAAUAUUGCCUUGUCAAUCAUCUGUCAAAUCAUGACAGUUGCUUCAUUAAAACAAAAGUGAUCUCACCGUGUGUCUCCAAUACAAAAUGGAGGAGGUGUGGUCUACUGUGAAGGGUCGUUGCACUGUUGGAUGGAGAUGCUCAUUGUAAACAUAAAACAUGUUUUUAUUGGUUAUAUAGCUUUACACUUAACAGUGCAUGCAGGAGAACACGUUUGAAUCUCAUGUACAAAUCAUAAAGUGGACUUUCGAGGUUGUCCUUGGACAGCAAUGCCAGCAUAUCAAACAAUUGAAUGACGAUCGGGGGGAAACAUUGAGGUCUUCUAUGAUCAUGCAUUUCUAGUUCUUACUCAGCAUUUUUUGGGAGUGUUAUGCAACAAAGGAUAUAUCUGACCUAUACUGAAGACUUAAAUAUGGGGAAUAAAUAUUUUAUUUUUUAAUGAAUUAAUUCUAACACAGUGCAUAUUCACUGUUAAUGAUCAUUUAAGGAAUUCAAGAAAAAAAACCUUUUCCCCAUACUAGAGAGAAACUGCAGCCUAUAUAUAUAUAUAUAUAUAUAU